AUGAAGCUCAUGGCGCUGCCGGCGCCGACCCGCUCGCGCAUCGAGCAGUCGAUCUGGGAGAUCGACGCCCAAGACACGGACGAUGACAGCGACGACGAGCGGCCACUCAAGAAGCUACGAGCAGAGCCGCCGGCGCCAGCACCUGUUUACUUUCGCUUGACCAAGCGGGAGCUCGAGCGGGCGGCGUCCAAGGCCAAGGCGCUCUGCAGCGACAACGUGGCGGCGACGACACGGGCUAUGAACGAUUCAACCCCAAGCUCGUACUUUGCCAAGCUGACGCGCCGGAAGCGCCGGCUCGCGUUUGACUAACACGACGCCACGAUAGGCUGGCCGUGUAGCCUUCUAGACCCUUACCUUAUUGUACCAAUAGAGACCUUGUACGC
This is a messenger RNA of Saprolegnia parasitica CBS 223.65, 383 nucleotides long. RefSeq lists its product as hypothetical. The transcript has 2 exons. Lineage: Eukaryota; Oomycota; Saprolegniomycetes; Saprolegniales; Saprolegniaceae. The record is from RefSeq and is a predicted model, not a curated record. The coding region runs from base 1 to 309 and encodes 102 amino acids.